AUGCACAAGCGUACAAAGAUUAAGAUUGCCAUCUUUGUGCUGCUGGUGGGUAUGGCAUGCAUGUUCACGGCAGUGGUAACGGACCACUGGGCAGUUCUUAGCCCAAAGGUGGAGAAACUCAAUGAGACCUGCGAGGCGGCCCACUUCGGCCUGUGGAGGCUGUGCAAGAAGUACAUCUACAUCAGCUCAGAACACUACGACGCAGGGCACGGCUGCGGACCCAUCAGCCUGCCUGGAGAAGAAAAUUGCACUUACUUCAGGCACUUCACUCCAGGACAGGAUGCUGAGAUAUUUGAAUAUAAAACACAAAAAGAGUACAACAUCUCUGCUGCAGCCAUCUCCAUCUUCAGUCUGGCCUUCAUGAUCCUUGGCUCUCUUUGUGUGGUGGGCUCAUGUACUGGUACAGGCAAAAAAAGAGACUACCUCCUUAAACCUGCUGGCAUGUUUUUUGCAUUUGCAGGUCUCUGUGCAUUCAUCUCACUGGAGGUGAUGCGUCAGUCAGUGAAGCGCAUGAUCGAGAGCGAGGAGACAAUUUGGAUCGAAUACUACUACGGCUGGUCCUUUGCUUGUGCCUGCACUGGCUUUGUCCUCCUCUUUCUCUGUGGCAUUGCACUCUUGUUCCUCUCCAUGCCUCAGAUGCCCAGGAAUCCAUGGGAAACCUGCAUGGACGCCGAGCCGGAACAAGUUGAGUGA
Pelmatolapia mariae (spotted tilapia) is the source of this 693-nucleotide messenger RNA. RefSeq names its product voltage-dependent calcium channel gamma-1 subunit-like. The transcript has 4 exons. Gene Ontology annotation, molecular function: voltage-gated calcium channel activity; calcium channel regulator activity. Gene Ontology annotation, cellular component: membrane; L-type voltage-gated calcium channel complex. The record is from RefSeq and is a predicted model, not a curated record. The coding region runs from base 1 to 693 and encodes 230 amino acids. NCBI's taxonomy places the organism in Eukaryota, Metazoa, Chordata, Actinopteri, Cichliformes, Cichlidae. Gene Ontology annotation, biological process: regulation of calcium ion transmembrane transport via high voltage-gated calcium channel; calcium ion transmembrane transport.